AUGUCACGAUAUGCUGUCCUUCCUGGACACGAAUACAAGGCUUUUAUUCCUUACGACAAGGUCUUCCUCGUCGACCCUCCAAAACCAACUCAUAUCCAUCUCUAUGCACAAAUUCUUUCCCUACGACCUCACCAUGUCAGACUAUCUCGAUCCUUCCCAGAACUAGGCUUCCCUACCGACACUAUUGCAUUUGACUAUGCCAUUUACGCGCUUGGAUCUCACCUCCCCCCACCAUUAAACUUAUGGGACACAUCCAAGUCAGAGUCAGGAGAUGCGGUGUAUACCGGAUUGAAGACCCAGGCGUGUGAUUGGUUUAAACAAAAGCAGGCGAUUAUCAAAGACGCCCCGACGGUCCUUGUUGUAGGCGGUGGAGCACUUGGUAUUCAGUUUGCAACAGAUAUCAAGUCCGUAUACCCCGAGAAGGAAGUUACUCUCUUGCAUUCACGAUUACGGCUUCUUCCCAGAUUCGGGGAAGGCAUGCACGACGAAAGUGAGAUACAGAUAUAUCACCGUGGUGCACAGCUACUGAAAGACUGCUUUGUAAUAGUCAAAUCGAGCUGCGAGAAUAUGGGAGUUAAACUCAUUCUCGGCGAGCGACUCGACCUCGGUUCUAUCGAAAAUGGUCAAGCAAAGACGAACGAAGCUGGACAAAAGGUCGUUCGCACGGUGACUGGCCGAGAAAUUGCUGCAGAUCUUUUGGCAAGCUCUUCAAUGCUCAUUUCAGAUCCUUACGACUUAUACCUUUUGUGUACUGGUCAAACGCCUAAUACGGGUAUUCUCAAGUCAAUGGAUCCUUCGACUGUCAGCGAUACCACAGGAUUGGUGCGCGUUCUCAAAACUAUGCAAAUACAUUCUUCGGCACCAAGUCCAGCGACGGGAGAAUCUGAUGAGCCCAAUACUACCACGUAUCCACAUAUUUUCGCUAUUGGUGAUGCCGCGGACGCCUUUGGUGCAAUUCCAGCAGGACACAAUGCAUACUCUCAGGGAGAACUGGCUUCUCGGAAUAUUAUCCGCCUCAUUAAAGCGUCAGAGACGAGUUCCAACACCGACUACGUGCCAGAGCCAUUGGAAGACUAUACGCCUGGUCCACCAGCGAUCAAGGUUUCUCUUGGAUUGACAAGAGCAGUCUACCAAGUUGGGCCCAGCAUUGGAACUAAGGAUGAUGGAGUUCCUGACCUCCAGGCAGCGUUGAUUUGGCCGUUCUUCGGAAUCAAAGUAGAGAAGGAGGAAGAUAUGAUCCCCUGA
Messenger RNA from Psilocybe cubensis, 1245 nucleotides. RefSeq lists its product as uncharacterized. The record is from RefSeq and is a predicted model, not a curated record. The coding region runs from base 1 to 1245 and encodes 414 amino acids. The transcript is spliced from 6 exons. Lineage: Eukaryota; Fungi; Basidiomycota; Agaricomycetes; Agaricales; Agrocybaceae. Gene Ontology annotation, molecular function: flavin adenine dinucleotide binding; electron-transferring-flavoprotein dehydrogenase activity. Gene Ontology annotation, cellular component: cytoplasm.